AUGAAACGCAGCUUCAACCAGAGGACCUUGGUCAUGAUCUCGCAUCACAACUUUCCUUCGUUUCACCAUCAGCUACUGCAUAAGAUGACCGAAACAGGCGUCAUCAGUGAUCCCGUGACUCUCCAAGCCGCGUACAACCAGAUGUUUGCUUGGCACCUCUACGUUCUGUACGAGAAGCUUGUCUUGUGCGAAAGUAUCAUCGUCAUCGCCAAGUCACCACAGCUCGCAAGCGAAGCAGUCUCAUCCCUGCUCGACUUGAUCUGCCCAGUGCCUUACGCUGGAGUCGUCAAGCCGUACAUGACUAUGCAAGCCGAUUUCAAGAGCAUAGGUAUCGACGGAGGCACACCACAGUCGUUUAUCAUCGGCAUUACCAACCCUUUCUUGCUUAAGCGCAUUGUUGCUGCGGCAGAGGCCAGCCAUCGCAUGCGACCUCACAUUCUAUACCUCCAGAACUUUGAUGGCCCGGUACCAACAAGGCGACAUCACUCCAUUCACCACAAGUCGAGUCGGAACGCGCUGCUCGACCUUCCAGGUGGCGGCAUUGAGGUCCAUACGCCCCCGAAACGCUUCCUAAAGUCCGAUCCUUUGGUUGUAUCACGAAUCGAGGCCAUGCUUAAGCUCGGCGAUCAGACACGUGACAUUGGACCCAUCAUAAGACGGCAUUUUGCAGAAUUGACUGCGCAGUUCGUGGCGCCCCUCAACCGUUACCUUGCCACGUCAAAUGUUGUUACACCAGGCGGUAAUCACCGAUACGCCAGUUUCUCGAUACCAGAGUUCCUCAGCAGUAGCAAGGGACGGACUAUAUGCGAGUUUCUGCAAUUCGGCAAACUUCUACUCGUGGCUGGAAAUGAAGCUGUCGCUUGA
Parastagonospora nodorum SN15 is the source of this 864-nucleotide messenger RNA. RefSeq lists its product as hypothetical. The transcript has 3 exons. The coding region runs from base 1 to 864 and encodes 287 amino acids. Lineage: Eukaryota; Fungi; Ascomycota; Dothideomycetes; Pleosporales; Phaeosphaeriaceae. Gene Ontology annotation, cellular component: recycling endosome. The record is from RefSeq and is a predicted model, not a curated record. Gene Ontology annotation, molecular function: guanyl-nucleotide exchange factor activity.